AUGGCGUCCAGGAAGAAGGUUUUGUUGAAAGUUAUCAUCCUUGGUGAUUCUGGUGUCGGUAAAACAUCGCUCAUGAACCAGUAUGUCAAUAAACGAUUCUCAAACCAGUACAAAGCCACCAUCGGAGCCGACUUCUUGACUAGAGAAUUGGUAGUUGAUGAUAGGGUCGUCACCAUGCAGCUCUGGGAUACAGCAGGUCAAGAACGAUUCCAAUCUCUCGGUGUAGCUUUCUACAGAGGUGCCGAUUGUUGUGUAUUAGUUUACGACGUCAACAGUAGUAAGAGUUUUGAAGCCUUGGAUGGAUGGAGGGACGAGUUCUUGGUGCAAGCCUCCCCGCACGAUCCCGAGAACUUCCCCUUUGUCGUUUUAGGUAACAAGAUUGAUAUGGAAGAAUCGAAGAGAAUGGUCUCUCAAAAGAGAGCUAUGACAUGGUGUCAAGCUAAAGGGAACAUCCCAUAUUUCGAAACAUCAGCUAAAGAAGCUAUAAAUGUAGAACAAGCUUUCCAGACUAUAGCCAAGAACGCUUUGGCUCAAGAAGCUGAAACUGAAUUAUACAACGAUUAUCCCGAUCCAAUCAGAAUCGAUUCUGAGAAUUCUCAGAACUACGGCUGUAAUUGUUAA
Kwoniella shivajii is the source of this 621-nucleotide messenger RNA. RefSeq lists its product as uncharacterized. Gene Ontology annotation, molecular function: GTPase activity; GTP binding. The record is from RefSeq and is a predicted model, not a curated record. Gene Ontology annotation, cellular component: late endosome; fungal-type vacuole membrane; vacuole. NCBI's taxonomy places the organism in Eukaryota, Fungi, Basidiomycota, Tremellomycetes, Tremellales, Cryptococcaceae. The transcript is spliced from 8 exons. Bases 1 to 621 code for a protein of 206 amino acids. Gene Ontology annotation, biological process: regulation of vacuole fusion, non-autophagic.